AUGCCUUUUUGGGCGAUCAUUGUUCUUGUUGUCGUUGCUGCGACUGGGUCGGGCGCGACCAAGCCGAAGCCGAUCAGCAUUUCGCUGCGCGCCAAGUGGGAGGGAACACCACUCCUUCUAGAGGCAGGCGAGUUCUUAGCGCGCGAGGACGCGGCUCUCUAUUGGAAGUUCCUCGCCGCGUGGCCGCGCGCGUCCCCCGAUGCCAACUCCUCCGCACGCCCCGCUUCCGCCCCGCCGCGCCCGUCCGACGGCGACUGCCUGGACGCGCUGCUGCGCGUCGCCUCGUCGUUCCUCGCGGCCCCCCUGGCGCCGCUUCUGCGCCUGGCGCUCGCCAUGCGCUCGCUCUCGCCCGCGCUGCUCCUGCACCGCCAGCUCGCGCGCCUCUCGCUCGCGCAGGCGGGGCUGCUGGCCCCCCACGGCGCGCAGGGAGGGACUGCGGAAGGGGAGCAGGCGGGGUGGGGCGCAGGGGGGGGCGAUGGGGGCGAGCGGUGGCGGGUGAGUGAGAACCCAGCGGCGCCCAAGGGACACUGCUGCUGGGUGGAGCUGCAGGGGAAGGUUCUGCUGGGGGAGGCGGAAGUGGCGGCGGCAGUGGCAUCAGUGCAGGCGGAGGGAAGCACUCACUCCGUAUCUCAUCAGCACCCUCAUCAGUCUGACCCCGCCUCGCAUCAUCUCCCUCAACUGCGCCCUCCCCUCCAUCUCUUGCUGCAUCGCACUGCCCUCCCCUGUAGUGCCAGCGCCCCAUCGGCCGCGUCAGCAGCAGAGCACGGGGCGGCGGUGCAUGCCUUCGACCACGUGUACCCCUCCGCCUUUGCCUCCGCCGCCGCUGCCUCGCACCACGCGCCCCCGCCCGCCUUCCUCUAUGCCAGCCCCGGCUCUGCCUGCUUCGCCGCCCUGCUGCCCCUCCUCUCCGCUGCUGCAGACCAGGGCGCCAUCCGCCUGGUGCUGCGGCCGGUGCUGCCAGGGGGCUGUGAGCAGCACGUGGGGCGCUGUGCGGCGGUGGGGGCGGGCGGGCGGGUGAGUCUGGGCGGCUACGGCGUGGAGCUGGCGCUGAAGAACAUGGAGUACAAGGCACUCGAUGACUCCAAGCUCCACAAAGACAGUGCAGGGCAUGCGGCAGCAGAGGGGUCAGCAGAUGAUUUGGCACAGCCAGUGAAGGGCUUUCUCUUUGACACCCUUGUGAAACGGUACCCCGAGCAGACGGGCGAGCUGCUGACGUUUCGCGACCAGCUGCUGGCAGCAGAGGAGAUCCGAGACGAGUACAACGUGUGGGAGCUCAAAGACCUGGGCAUUCAGGCGACUCAGCGCAUUGUGGGGGGAGCAGAGCCGCUGCGGCUGAUGCAGGACAUCAACCAGAACUUCCCCAAAAUCAUGGCCUCCCUCGCCAAGACCAAGGUGGACAGCACGGUGGAGGAGGCGGUGCAGGAGAUGCAUGGCAUGGUGCAGGCGGGGCGCACCAUCGUGGCGCUCAACAGCAUCGCAUUCAACCUCGCCACCCUCGACAUCUUCACUCUGCUGGAAGCGGUGCAAGCCGAGCUGUCGCUUGGAGCACAGCUGCUCUCUCUCAAGUUGCCAGCGCCAGUGGUGCGGCAGCUGCUGCAUCUGCCACCAGCAUCAGCGGCGAGGGAGGAGGCGGGGGCGCUGCGGCUGGACUUCCGGUCGCCGUGGCACGUGCACUUCUUCAACGACCUUGAGAGAGACCGCGAGUACAGGGGCUGGUCACCCAACAUGCAUGAGCUGCUGAUGCCCAUGUAUCCGGGCCAGUUCCGUCCCAUCCGCAAGAACAUCUUCCAUGCUGUCUUCGUGCUCGACCCCAUGCACCCCGCCACGCCCAAGGCAGUGGCGCACAUACACAAGCUGCAUCGGGGCAGCAUGCCGCUGCGCAUGGGGGUCAUCCUCGCCUCCUCCGCGCGUCUCCUCUCCCUCAACGACCCCUCCGCCCCUGCGCCCCACCAUGACCUCUCCGAACUGGCCAUGGCGCUCUUCCUGUACAUCAAGGACUCUGUCGGCGUCCGCCCCGCCUUCGACUUCCUCCUCGAGAUGUGGGGCGGCAGUGCGUUGGACGAAUCUAUGGACGACUACGAGGACGCCAUGGUCACACUGCCGCCCCCGCAGUACACAGCGCCCGACCAGCCCACCUUGGAGGCCGCCUUCCUCCACACGCUCAUGUGGGCUCGCGCUGGGGGCUUGGGAGGGAGCAGUGUGCUCUGGUGCGGUGUUUGCGUGGGGCAUGUGUGCCCCCUCAUCUGCGCAUCACUCCAUCUUUUUCCUCCAGCCAGACUCUUCAGCGCAUGGCUGUCCACUCGUCCACUGCUCGUCUCUCCGUUUCUCUCCCUCUCUGCGCCCACCAGUGCGGCAGCAGCAGCGUCGCAGGGGGGAUCGCUGGGCAGCGACGACGCCAGGAGGGCUGCGCUGGCGUCAGUGCUGGCAGCAAGGCAGCGGGUGGAGGGGGGACAGGCGGACAGUGAGGAGGGCGGAGGAGAGCAGGGGGGAGCAGGAGGGGGAGGGGCGGCGGCAGCGGUGUGGGCGCAGGUGGUGGGCAGCUCUCGCUUUGUGUCGGGGCUGGGCCUUGCGGAUGCCAUGCCAUGCCUGCUCUUCAACGGCAUCUUCUACCCCUCGCCCAAGGUGCCAGGGGGAGCACUGGAGGCGAUGCAGGAGGAGAUGGAGGCGGUGCAGAGGGCGGUGUACUACCAGCAGAUCAGAGGCUCCUCUGACGUCCUCGCCUUCUUCCUCUCCUCCGCUGCCAAGCGCUUCAACCCCGAGGUGGCACUGCCAGCAGGCAAGACAGCGCCCUACGUGUCCCUGGCGCCACCCAUGGCAGCUGACAACCCUGCCCUCGCGCGCCUCUCCUUCCUGCACUCGCCUGGCACGGAGGACGAGGUGAAGCCGUUUACUCACCUGCUCGCGCUGGACCUCUCAUCGCACCAAGGGGUGGACCUUCUGCUGCAAGCCGUGCUGCACCUGGAGAGUGAGGAGGGCACGCAUGCCCAAGUGGCCAUUCUGCACAACCCCUUACACGCUCCCGCCACCGCUUCGCCCACCGAUGCCCGCCUGCCACCUCUCGCAUGGCGCCACCUCGUGCCACGCCUUGUCAUGGCCGCCAUGCAGAUGCCCAGUCGCCGCAGUAAGCUCCCAUCCUUCCUGCGCCGCCUGCUGCAGCUGCCGCUGCUCAGAGCUGUGGUCUCGCGGACGCACACAGGUGGCGAGGGUGACGGGUGGGCGGGCAGGGGGGAGGUGAGCGGCGAGCAGGAGGGUCAGGAGCUGCUGGCGUCAGCAUGGAGCGUUGCUGACGAGGCAGGGCUGAACAGGGCGGAGUUGGAGCGCGCUGUGACAGGCGCUGGCACUGCAGAGGCUGCUGCUGCGCACAUGGCCCAGGAUCGAUUGUUUGUGAAGCAGCAUUGUGGCGCCAGCCCAGGCAGCAGCGUCAUCAUCACCAAUGGCAGGCUGUUGGCACCGCAGCACCGCUUUGUGGCUGCGGAUUUCGCCCUGCUGGAGGAGGUGGAGUCAAAGCGCGUCAAGCCGGCGCUCGCCGUGCUGCACGACCUGCCCUCCUGCCCGCACCUCCCUCCCGACCUCCCUCUCAGUGACCACGUGUCGUCUAUGGCGAUGGCAGUGGCAUCAGCGCUGUCAUCAGCGGAGAGGGCCAGCGGUGACUACGUGCAGUUCGCCCGCCUCACUGCCAGCCCCAGCAUCGGCAUCAUCCACAGCAACGACUCGGCACUGUUGCACAUUGAUGGGGUGAUUGACCCGCUGAGUGCGGAGGCACAGCAGGUCACGCCGCUGCUGCUGCUGCUGCACGAGUGGUUCAACCCCUCCCUGCGCAUCUUCAUGAACCCCCUCACAUCCAUCUCCGAGUUUCCUCUCAAGAACUUCUACCGAUACGCCGCUCCCCACAAGGAGCUGGCAGACGGAUCAGGGGCGUUGGCAGCGGGGGCGGAGGUGGAGUUUCUGAACAUGCCUCUCACGCGCACGCUCACUCUCAACCUCAAAGUUCCAGAGCCCUGGCUCGUUGAGCCGGCUGUUGCAGACCACGAUUUGGACAAUCUGGUGUUGGAGAAGGUGGCGGACCCCAGUGUGGCUGCUGUCUUUGAGCUCGAGGCGCUCAUGAUCACCGGCCACUGCUACGAGGAGUCGGACAUGCAAGAGCCGCCGCGGGGCAUGCAGCUCGUGCUCGGCACACCCCCGCCCGUCCCCUCCGCGCUCCUCAACCACUCCUCCGCCCCCGCCACCACCACCACCGCCCGCACCAGCGAGACAGCAGGCCGGCCGCAGGGACUAGUGGUAUCAUCAGCCCUGGAGGACACGAUAGUGAUGGCGAACCUGGGCUACUUCCAGCUCAAGGCCGCGCCCGGCCUCUGGCUGCUGCAGCUCGCCCCCGGCCGCUCCCAGACCCUCUACCAGCUGGCGGGGGAGGGCGGGGAACUGGGGGGCGCUGGUGCCGCUGCAGAGGCAGGGGCAGGCGGAGAGAAUGAGGGGGAUGCGGGGAUGGGGGCGGUGGGGCGGGUGGCGAUGGAGGUUGCAGUGAUGGACCUGCGGGGGAAGGUGGUGCAGCUGAGGGUGGUGAAGCGGGCGGGCAUGGAGGGCGAGAAGAUGCUGGAUGGCGCUGGGGGAGAGGAUGGGGACGACGAGCAGCAGGAGGAGCCAGCAGCGGCGGCGUCUCUCUUUGAGUCCUUCUUCCAGAAGCUCACCGGCAAGAAGCCAGCAGUGGCCAGCAAGGGCGAGGGGGCAGCAGGCGCCAACAGCACAAUCAACAUCUUCUCCAUCGCCAGCGGCCACCUGUACGAGCGAUUCACGCGCAUCAUGAUUCUGUCUGUGCUCAAGAACACACGCCGCCCUGUCAAGUUCUGGUUCAUCAAGAACUACCUCUCGCCCUCCUUCAAGGAGGUGAUACCGCACAUGGCGCGGGAGUACGGGUUUGAGUACGCGCUGAUCACGUACAAGUGGCCCUCAUGGCUGCACAAGCAGACGGAGAAGCAGCGCCUCAUCUGGGCCUACAAGAUCCUCUUCCUCGACGUCAUCUUCCCCCUCUCCCUGCAAAAGGUGAUAUUCGUGGACGCGGAUCAGGUGGUGAGGGAGGACAUGGGGCGGCUGUAUGACAUGCCACUGCACGGCCACCCGCUCGCCUACACGCCCAUGUGCGACAACAACCGUGACAUGGAGGGCUACAGGUUCUGGAAGCAGGGCUUCUGGAAAGACCAUCUGAGAGGAAAGCCAUACCAUAUCAGCGCCCUGUACGUGGUGGAUCUGGUGCGCUUCAGGCGCAUGGCAGCGGGCGACACGCUGAGAGUGAUCUACGAGAGCCUCAGCAAGGACCCCAACUCCCUCGCCAACCUCGACCAGGACCUGCCCAACUACGCGCAGCACACGGUGCCCAUCUUCUCGCUGCCGCAGGAGUGGCUGUGGUGUGAGUCGUGGUGUGGCAACGCCACCAAGGCCCGCGCCAAGACCAUCGACCUCUGCAACAACCCCAUGACCAAGGAACCCAAGCUGCAGGGGGCACGGCGCAUAGUGGCGGAGUGGGGGGCGCUGGACGAGGAGCAGCGGCGCUUCACAGAGAGAGUCACCCGGGGGGAGUUUGACGACCUCCCACCCUCCGCGCCACGUGGCACGCUGCGAUUCGCCGGCUUCCACUCAGCCCCUCGACCAGAGGAGGGGCCUGUGAGGGAGGCAACGGUCGAGGAGGAGGAGGGGGAGGAGGGGGGAGUGGAGUAUAUGGAUGGAGUGAUUGAGGGAGAACAGGAGAGAGAGGAGGGAGGGGAGAGUGGAGAGGGAGGGGAGGGAGGGGAGGAGGAGGUGGGGGAGUGGGUGGGGUAUGAGGUUGACCCAGCGUACGAGGACUUGGAGGGGCUGGAGGAGAUUGCCGUGGAGGCUGUUGAUGGGGUGGAGGGAGAGGAGGGUGGGGAGGGGGAGGAUGAGGAGGAGCUUGGGCAUGAGGAGUUGUGA
Molecule: messenger RNA, 5940 nt
Organism: Closterium sp. Yama58-4
Lineage: Eukaryota; Viridiplantae; Streptophyta; Zygnematophyceae; Desmidiales; Closteriaceae
Source: the annotation of a GenBank genome assembly